GGCGCGGUGUCCAGGCCGACGGCCGCAGCCCCGCGCCGCGCCGCUCUAGUCGCCGGUUCUCGGAGGCAGGCGGGGCAGGGCCGGCCGCCGCGAAGAGAGCCUCGCCUCGGAGCGCGCAGCCGGCCGGCCGGGUCAUGGCGCGGCUCCCGAAGCUGGCGGUCUUCGAUCUCGAUUACACGCUCUGGCCGUUCUGGGUGGACACGCACGUAGACCCCCCGUUCCACAGGAGCAGCGACGGGGCCGUCCGGGAUAGGCGGGGCCAGGCCGUCCGGCUGUACCCAGAGGUGCCUGACGUCCUGCAGCAGUUGCAGGACCUUGACGUGCCCGUCGCGGCCGCUUCACGGACGGGGGAGAUCGAAGGGGCCAACCAGCUACUGGAGCUCUUUGGCCUUGACAGAUAUUUUGUUCAUCGGGAAAUCUACCCAGGCAGCAAGGUCACUCACUUUGAGAGGUUGCAGCAGAAGACUGGAGUUGGUUUCUCCCAGAUGAUCUUCUUUGAUGACGAGAAGCGGAAUAUCGUAGACGUCAGCAAACUAGGAGUUACCUGCAUUCAUGUCCAGAAUGGAAUGAAUCUUCAAACCCUAACUCAAGGACUAGAGACAUUUGCAAAGGCCCAAGCUGGGCCCUGAGAUCCAGGCCUGUGGAUGAGCCUCAUUUGAGCAUAAAACUGAAAGGAAAUCAGGAAGGCAUUUUCAGGGAAGAAGGAGAAGGGACCAACCCCUGAGGAGGCAAUACAGAAACUGAAGGAGACAGAGAAGAUAUUGAUAAAGAAACAGGAGUUUCUGGAGCAGAAGAUUCAACAGGAGUUACAAAUGGCCAAGAAGCAUGGGAUCAAAAAUAAGAGAGGGACAUUGACAAGGUGGAUGAACUGAUGGCUGACAUUACAGAACAACAAGAGGUGGCCCAGCAGAUUUCAGAUGCCAUUUCUCGGCCUGUGGGCUUUGGAGAUGUUGUAGAUGAG
Molecule: messenger RNA, 961 nt
Organism: Canis lupus familiaris (dog)
Lineage: Eukaryota; Metazoa; Chordata; Mammalia; Carnivora; Canidae
Product: magnesium-dependent phosphatase 1
Exons: 8
Coding region: 135-629 (164 amino acids)
Molecular function (GO): acid phosphatase activity
Source: RefSeq, a predicted model, not a curated record